AUGUCAUUUCGCCCGUGGUUGUGGUCGUGGAUGAGUUUGGCGGAGCCCAGAGCCAGUUUGCGGGAGUUGAGUACAAUGAUUGAUAUGCUUCAAACUACCUUUUUUCCUACUCGGGCUGUACCCGUAAAACUCUCUCAUAAUUCUUUGAUCGUCCCAGCCAGUGUUGUCAUUUCAAGCCGGGAAAAGCGACAGGUGGUAAUUUUUGCACCGUUUAUUAGGCAAGAGGAAACGGAUUGUAACCAUCAAUGA
Messenger RNA from Sclerotinia sclerotiorum 1980 UF-70, 249 nucleotides. RefSeq lists its product with no specific name. The coding region runs from base 1 to 249 and encodes 82 amino acids. The record is from RefSeq and is a predicted model, not a curated record. Lineage: Eukaryota; Fungi; Ascomycota; Leotiomycetes; Helotiales; Sclerotiniaceae. The transcript has 2 exons.